Durio zibethinus is the source of this 1124-nucleotide messenger RNA. RefSeq lists its product as uncharacterized. The record is from RefSeq and is a predicted model, not a curated record. Lineage: Eukaryota; Viridiplantae; Streptophyta; Magnoliopsida; Malvales; Malvaceae.
ACAGAAAGAAAGUAGGUCCCACAUUUGCAGAUCAUCGAAGCUCAUAGAUGGCGAGAUCAAUGACUGAUUGACUGUCUUAAAACAAACCCUAUCUUCAAUUUGCCCGCCCAAACGCUCCCAAAUCUCCCAAAUUCAAAAUUAAGCUCAUCAAAUCCAUUUUUAAAAAAAACCUAAAUUUUCAUUAUUACCUUUUUUUUUUCAAUCCAUAAUCGCUCACUAUCACUAUCACUAUAAAAGUUCAAGUAUUUCUCUUUCUUUACAACCAAAAGAAAAAAAAAAUCAAAGCUUUGAAUCAAAUCAAUCAAAUACUAACCUCAGUUUCUAAUUGUUACAAAUGGCAACCUCUGAUCCCACUCCUCCUCUUCCUGUCCCUGCUCCCCUAGCUCCUAAGAAGGAGAAUAUCACUCCAAUCGGUUCAAAAAUCGCAGAAUUGAAUGAAUCAAGGACUGAGCUGCUUGGUAGAAUUCAAGGCUUGAAACAGGAUCUACAAAAUUGGAGGUCAAAGUUGGAUACCCAAGUUAAAAUUUACCGCGAUGAGCUGACAGAACUAAAGAAAACACUUAAUGUUGAAGUGGAGCAACUACGCACAGAAUUUCAAGAAUUGAGGAACACUCUCCAUCAGCAACAGGAAGAUGUUACUGCUAGCUUAAGGGAUUUGGGGCUGCAGGAUGUGUCAAAGGGUGCUGAAGAUCCCAAGGUUGAAGGAGAGGAUGAGGAAGUGGAUAAUUCACCCACAAAGGAAAAUGGCAAGGAAGUGGAGAACUAGAUGGGUUGAUACUGGAAUGUGCAGUCUCGUACUUCUUGCUCCUGGAGCUUGUUAUAAACUAUUAUUAUCAUGUUUCUUUGUUUUCUAGCACAAGAAACAGCUUUCAUCUGGAUCAGUUGAUAUGGUAUUGGCAUUUAUUUGGUCUUCUUUUUUAAACGAUGCUUCCAUAUGGUCACAAUGAAAACAAAACAAUGCCUUUUGUCUUCCAGCCUGGGUGUUUAAAAGAAUGCACAUAGGCUCACCAUCUGAGCUCAGGAAAGUAGAAAUCAUAUUGCACUUGUGUGAUUGUGUUUUGCCAGGAUAUGGCUUGUCUGUGAAUGUUCCAAUCCUAUAAACUGGUCAAGGAGAGAUUAGAGAU